Messenger RNA from Trichoderma harzianum CBS 226.95, 1734 nucleotides. RefSeq lists its product as hypothetical. The transcript has 6 exons. Gene Ontology annotation, molecular function: DNA-binding transcription factor activity, RNA polymerase II-specific; transcription cis-regulatory region binding; zinc ion binding. The coding region runs from base 1 to 1734 and encodes 577 amino acids. The record is from RefSeq and is a predicted model, not a curated record. Gene Ontology annotation, cellular component: nucleus. NCBI's taxonomy places the organism in Eukaryota, Fungi, Ascomycota, Sordariomycetes, Hypocreales, Hypocreaceae. Gene Ontology annotation, biological process: regulation of DNA-templated transcription.
AUGGCUCCUGAACGAAUCCGAGUGCGUCGUCAUCCAGCAUGUCGAGACUGUAGAGUGCAAAAGGUCAAAUGUGAUGCCGAGCCCCCUGCUUCGUGCACGCGAUGCCGUCACAUGCAACUUUCCUGUGUUGUCGAACGGACUCCGGCAUCUCGGCGGACCAAAGCUCAGCUGCAAAGCGAGCUGGAGGCCAUGAGACGUCGCUCUGGUGCCGAUGAGGAGAAUGAUGGUGUAUUAGACAGCCCCACCUCCGGGCGAGGGAUGGCGAGACCUUCCGGUGUCGAUACUGCAGCUGGAGCUCCGGUUUCUAUCCCAGAUACGGCAGAAGUUCCAUUCUUGACUCCACUGCUUGUCCCGGCCCUAGCUUCAGCUUCGGCUCCAGAUGCGGCACUUGCUAGUCCACAGCCAGCAACGACACCCUCGACAGUAAAGGAGGGUGGGAGUCAUCAAUUCUUUAGCUUGUAUGUCCCAUUCUUGCCGACCUCCCAGCUAGAACCGAAUCCAAAUCAAUGCUAUGAGCAGUCUCCUUUUUUGUUCUGGGUCAUCGUUUAUAUCGGCAGCAGACGCUAUACUGGUGACCCAACUAUGCUGGGUCGACUCGCCCCAAAGAUUAAUUCGAUGGCCUUUGCAUCCCUGGAAUCACGGAGUAGCCCCGUUCAGGCCAUCCAAGGCAUAUUGUUGCUAUGUCAGUGGCCAACUCCGGUCAAUACUAUGCACAGGGGCAUUAGUCUUGUUCUCGCAGGUGCAGCUCUACACCUCGCCAUGCAAAUCGGGCUGCAUGUAGCAGGCGUUGGUCAAGACUUUGCGAGGACGAUACUGGACGGUAAUCGGCUUGAAAGAGCUAAUCGCGCCAUGUUAUGGAAGCAAUGCUGCAUAACUUGUUACAUCGUUGGGCUUGGGGAAGGGAUUUUGCCUCUAGGUUUGAGUGAUGCCUUCACUCUACCAGUUCUCUCAGAUGGAGGAGAUGGUGGCGACGAUGCAAACCCUCAACAAGAGACCAAGCUGCCUCUCAGGCUGUGCGAAAUCAUGAUAUGUGCAACUGAAGCUUUGAGGAGAAUCCAUGGCGGUCGUGACCCUGAAAAAGCGGCGUCACUACUGUCGUAUCCAGCGUCUCGCAAACUCGAGGCCUUUAUUCCUCUUUUUGCAGUUGCAUGCAGCUUCAUCAACACCGCGUGUCAGCAGUCAUGGAACGAAGGGGCUACAGCCAAGAAUGCACCCGUCGUUGUUCAAAAAUCUGUUAUGCUGGCGGCUUUUACAAUCCUCAAAAUUCAUCGCAGUGAACUCGCGCCCCAUUUGGAUCUUCAGGCUGGUGAGCAAGCUUAUUUCGCCGCCAUAUUCUUUGCCCGAGAAGAGUCGCUGCAAAACAAUGAUCUGAGCGCAAGGGCUGCUUCCAUACUCGGUCAAUUAUGGAACAGCCAAUCAAUAUUCAAAAACAAGAAUGGAACGGUUGACAGCCUGACUAGCCGAAUCUCUAGCAGGUUGUCAAUGAGCACCCUCUUUGAUUGCCUAUGGUGGUGGAGACAGGAGUUUGGCGGGCUAGGCAAUCCUUAUGAGAAUAGACAGCAGACCCGAUCCGAAACCUUGGUUGGAAGUGAAGGUGUCACUUCAUAUGCGCUGCCGGCAACUGGUGAUGUAAAUGCAGUGCCAGACAUUCAGCAAUCAGCACCAUUUGCCGAUGAACCGUUUGUUGACUUUGAUUGGGCUAUGAACCUAGAUAUGACUGAUUGGCCUAUGUAA